GCCAGUUUCAGUUUAGAGACGAGCAAAUCAGUUAAAAAGAGUCUUUGUGAAAUGGGAACGGUGACGUCAAAUGAGCUCUAUAAAAGCAUAAAGUCAUCAUUUUGGGAGACAACUCAGUAAAAGGCAAACAAAUUUUCUUCCUCUCUCUUUUAUAUUUUCAUUGUUGUAUCUUUGAGUGCAUUGAAUGCAGCCGGUCCAGAAGCCUGAACGCGCCUGACUUCCUUUAUUUGGUCACUAUAACCCGGCUGAGUGCACGAACUGACUACUUACUGAGGUCUCUGUGUUGAUCUGUUGCGCAUAACAAUAUGUUGGACAUGCUUGAGUACAGUCAUUACCAGGUACAGACUCAUUUGGAGAGCCCUAAUAAGUACCACCUCCAGCAGAGUCCAAGGCAGCAGGUGAAGCACUAUCUGCCCAGCACGCUUGGGGCUAAGCUCAGCCCUCCGUUAAACAGCCAGAAUCCGGAGCACGGCAUGCCCCCCGGCCCCGGAGCCAGCGCCCCCAACAGCCCCAUGGCCCUGCUCACCCUCAGCAACAACUGCGAGAAAGAGAUGGACGACGUAAUUGAAGACAUUAUCAGUUUGGAGUCAAGCUAUAAUGAUGAUAUCCUUGGAUUAAUGGACGCAGGACUUCAAAUACCAAAUACAAUCCCAGUUUCUGCAAAUCUCUUGGACAUCUAUAGUAAUCAUACACUUCCUCCAGCUGGAGUCACCAUUGGGAAUUCCUGCCCAUCUAGUUUACCCAAUGUGAAAAGGGAAUUCUCAGCUCCUGACAUGAUGCACGUGGACCAACCUGGACCAUGUGGCAAGUUUGACUCUUAUCAGAGGCCCGAAGGCCUUCCAGUAGAAGCAGAAGUCAGAGCUUUGGCAAAAGAGAGGCAAAAGAAGGACAACCACAACCUAAUUGAACGGAGACGGCGCUUUAACAUAAAUGACAGAAUUAAAGAACUUGGGACGUUAAUUCCCAAAUCUAAUGAUCCAGAUAUGAGGUGGAAUAAAGGAACUAUUCUGAAGGCCUCAGUGGACUACAUCAGGAAACUACAGAGAGAGCAGCAGAGAGCAAAAGAGCUGGAGAGCAGGCAGAAGAGACUCGAGCACACCAACAGACACCUCCUGCUUCGCAUUCAGGAGCUGGAGAUGCAGGCUCGUGCUCAUGGCCUGGCUGUAGGAGGCUCCUCAACGCUCUGCUCCACUGAGUUGGUGGCUUGCGCCAUCAAGGAAGAACCCAUCAGCUACACAAGCUGCUCAUCCGAGCUGUACACUCGUCCACACCUCCCCAGCCCGGAUCAUUCUCGGCCCACCACUCUGGACCUCAACAAUGGCACCAUUAGCUACAGUGACAGCACCACCGAGGAAGCAGAGGCAGGGCUUUAUGCAAGCCGCAAAGAACCCACAACCAAGCUAGACGACAUGUUUCUGGAGAACACACUGUCACCAGUGGGCACCAGUAACCUGCUGCUCUCCUCAGGUUCUCCCACACACUCCAAUGACAGCAGCAGACGAAGCAGCACGAGCACAGAGGAGCAGGACAAGGGCUGUUAGCACUGCUAAUGAACUUUUAAUAACUCUUUAUGACUGUUUUUGUUUAGGAUUGUUUUCGUUGUUGGGUUGAUUACAGUAGUAGUGUAUUCAAAGAUGUUUCUGUGCACUGCUAAAGAUAUGCAAGGAUUUGGAACACCACUGGGAUUUUUGGGAUCUUUUGAAAUGUGAUUUGUUUCCGGUACAUUAAUUCUGUUACAUCUAGUGUAACAGAUGUGAUUCCAUUUUGCCCAUGAUUUUUGAUAUAUAUUAUUUAUAUUAAAAAAAAAAAAAGACAAGAGAAACAUUAGUUAUGUCAUGAUGCCUCAUCCUAGUUUAUACUUGCAUUAUACUGUAUAUUAUUAGCAUAUCUGUAAUCUGUCAUUUAAUCAGAAGUAAAAUGAGAUAAUUCUGAAGUUAUUGCUUUUAGUGCCAUUAUAACUGCCAAAGUUUAAAGUUCUCACAAAAUUUCUUUGGUGUAAAUUCUAAUAAUAAUAAUAAUAAUAAUAAUAAUAAUAAUAAUAAUAA
Pangasianodon hypophthalmus (striped catfish) is the source of this 2045-nucleotide messenger RNA. It is a transcript of the gene mitfa, whose product is annotated as melanocyte inducing transcription factor a. Lineage: Eukaryota; Metazoa; Chordata; Actinopteri; Siluriformes; Pangasiidae. The record is from RefSeq and is a predicted model, not a curated record. The transcript is spliced from 9 exons. Gene Ontology annotation, molecular function: RNA polymerase II cis-regulatory region sequence-specific DNA binding; DNA-binding transcription factor activity, RNA polymerase II-specific; protein dimerization activity. Gene Ontology annotation, biological process: melanocyte differentiation; regulation of transcription by RNA polymerase II. Gene Ontology annotation, cellular component: nucleus. The coding region runs from base 306 to 1541 and encodes 411 amino acids.